Molecule: messenger RNA, 1334 nt
Organism: Harpegnathos saltator (Jerdon's jumping ant)
Lineage: Eukaryota; Metazoa; Arthropoda; Insecta; Hymenoptera; Formicidae
Product: odorant receptor 4-like
Exons: 6
Coding region: 32-1321 (429 amino acids)
Biological process (GO): detection of chemical stimulus involved in sensory perception of smell; sensory perception of smell
Cellular component (GO): plasma membrane
Molecular function (GO): odorant binding; olfactory receptor activity
Source: RefSeq, a predicted model, not a curated record
AGUCUAUAAAGCUAGCGCAAGCGCGUGCCUGAUGACACUGCUGCAAUCAAUGUUAUGCUUCCGCUUCGCGCAGUCUUCGGCGAAAUCUGUUCUCGCGAACAUGAAGAACUCGCGUGAAGGAUACGUGACAUCACCGAAUGUCAAUUAUCAGCAAGAUAUGCAAUACGUCUUCAAGCCCAGCAGCUGGAUUCUCGGCUCGAUGGGCAUCUGGCCGAUCACGAUUCAGGGAAUUCGGAAACACGUAUCCACAAUUGCUAUCGUCGUGUACAAUUUCGCAUUAGUAUUCGCGAUGGUGCCUUGCAUUCUGCACAUCAUCUACGAUCAAAAGGAUCUCAACUUGAGACUGAAGCUCUGCGGCUUGUUGGGAUUUUGCCUUACCGCGUUGACGAAGUAUUUCAUUCUCGUGAUACGUCGAUCCAAGAUACAGAGCUGCAUCGAACAAGUGAAAAAAGAUUGGUGGCAGGUGAAGUUCAAAUCCGACCGCGAAUGCAUGCUGAAGUACGCCAGCAUCGGUCGUAAGUUAUCUUUAAUCUGCGUAACUGCCAUGUAUUCCGCCGGCUUCAUUUAUCACCUGAUCCUGCCGUUUUGCACCGAGCACAAAAUUGGCAACCAAACUAUCAGACCGCUCGUAUAUCCGACUUACAGUGAAUUUAGACAGAGCCAGAUAAGCCCGACAUACGAAAUUGUGUAUGUGGCCCACUGUGUGUGCGGAUACACAAUAUACUCGAUCACGGUCGGGACGUGCGGAUUGGCAGCAAUAUUUUCUACUCACGCGUGUGGCCAGAUUCAAAUGAUUAUAUCCCGACUGGAGGACCUCUUGAAUGGCAAAAAUUUCGAGCAAGUGCCAAACGUUCAGCAACGAAUCGCCGCCAUUGUAAAAGGCAAUGUUCAAAUAAUAAGGUUCGCAGCAGUUGUGGAGGAAGUUCUACAAGAAGUUUGUUUGGUUGAGUUUACUAGCUCGUUAUGCACGAUUUGUUUACUCGAGUAUUACUGCAUACUGGAUUGGCAAGAGGAUGAUAGGAUUGGUCUCCUAACAUAUUUUAUGUUGUUCGUUUCAUUCUGCUUUAACAUAUACAUAUUAUGCUACAUCGGCGAGCUCCUCGUGGAAAAGAGCAGCCAAAUUGGGCUAAUAUGUUAUUUGAUCAAUUGGUACGAACUGCCGCCACGAUCAGCUCGCGAUCUUAUAUUGAUAAUUGCUAUGUCCAGCCAUCCCAUAAAGAUCAGUGCUGGUAGAAUGGUGGAUUUAUCAUUGACAUCUUUUGGAAAUGUAAUGAAAUCUUCUUUGGCGUAUCUGAGCUUCCUAAAGACAUUAGUAAUGUAAACAUAAUAAGAAU